UCCCACGUCUCCAGGGUUUUGCUCGGUGUGAUGCUGCGGACCCACCCCGUGGUCCCGCCCCUUACGUGGCCGGCCCCGCCCCUCACGCUGCCGGCUGCCUGCGCCGUCGCAGUCGUGCUUCAGCUCAGAACGAUCAGGGCUCCCGCUUGCCGCGCCCGCCUGCUCUCCAGCGCCCCGCGCAGCGAGCCACGUGGACCAACUUCGGCGCGCGGUGUUCUUGGUUCCAGUGAGGCUAGCCGCGCCUCCCGCGUCUCGGUGCUCGCCCAGACUCAGUUCCGACCCCAUGGCGGCCCUGGUGUUGGAGGACGGGUCGGUGCUGCAGGGCCGGCCCUUUGGGGCGGCUGUGUCGACUGCUGGGGAAGUGGUGUUUCAGACCGGCAUGGUCGGCUACCCAGAGGCCCUCACUGACCCUUCCUACAAAGCUCAGAUCUUAGUGCUCACGUACCCCCUCAUCGGCAACUACGGCGUUCCCUCCGAUGAAGAGGACGAGUUCGGCCUGAGCAAGUGGUUCGAAUCCGCGGAGAUCCACGUGGCGGGACUGGUGGUGGGAGAAUGCUGUCCCACGCCCAGCCACUGGAGUGCCACCUGUACCCUGGACGAAUGGCUGCAACAGCGUGGCAUCCCCGGCCUGCAAGGAGUGGACACUCGGGAGCUGACCAAGAAGCUGCGGGAACAAGGGUCUCUUUUGGGGAAGCUGGUCCAGAGUGGGACAGAACCUUCAACCCUGCCCUUCGUGGACCCCAAUGCCAGGCCCCUGGCACCAGAGGUCUCCAUUAAGACUCCGCGGGUAUUCAAUGCAGGGGGUGUCCCCCGGAUCUUUGCUCUGGACUGUGGCCUCAAGUAUAAUCAGAUCCGAUGUCUCUGCCAGCUUGGGGCUGAGGUGACUGUGGUACCCUGGGACCACGAAUUAGACAGUCAGAAAUACGACGGUCUCUUCCUAAGUAACGGACCUGGUGAUCCCGCCUCUUACCCUGGUGUGGUCGCCACACUGAGUCGCGUCUUGUCUGAGCCUAAUCCCCGACCUGUGUUCGGAAUCUGCCUCGGACACCAGCUGUUGGCUUUAGCCAUUGGGGCCAAAACCUACAAAAUGAGAUACGGAAACCGUGGCCACAACCAGCCCUGUUUGCUGGUGGGCACCGGGCGCUGUUUCCUGACGUCCCAGAACCACGGCUUUGCCGUGGAUGCAGACUCGCUGCCGGCAGGCUGGGUUCCUCUCUUCACCAACGCCAAUGACUGUUCCAACGAAGGCAUUGUGCACGACAGCCUGCCCUUUUUCAGUGUCCAGUUCCACCCAGAGCACCGAGCUGGCCCUUCAGAUAUGGAACUGCUCUUUGAUAUAUUUCUGGAAACCGUGAGAGAGGCUGUAGCUGGGAACCCCGGGGGCCAGACAGUCAGAGAGCGAUUGGCGCAGCGCCUCUGCCCGCCUGGGCUUCUCAUUCCCGGUUCUGGGCUUCCCCCACCGCGGAAGGUUCUGAUCCUGGGCUCCGGGGGCCUCUCCAUUGGCCAAGCUGGUGAAUUUGACUACUCGGGUUCCCAGGCAAUUAAAGCCCUGAAGGAGGAGAACAUCCAGACGUUACUGAUCAACCCCAACAUUGCCACAGUGCAGACCUCUCAGGGGCUGGCAGACAAGGUCUAUUUCCUUCCCAUAACACCUCACUACGUAACUCAGGUGAUUCGUAAUGAACGCCCGGAUGGUGUGUUACUGACUUUUGGGGGCCAAACAGCCCUGAACUGCGGUGUGGAGCUGACCAAAGCUGGGGUGCUCGCUCGGUAUGGGGUCCGGGUCUUGGGGACACCCGUGGAGACCAUCGAACUGACUGAGGACCGACGAGCCUUUGCUGCCAUGAUGGCUGAGAUCGGAGAGCACGUAGCCCCCAGCGAAGCGGCAAAUUCUCUUGAACAGGCUCAGGCAGCUGCUGAGCGACUGGGCUACCCUGUGCUGGUGCGUGCAGCCUUUGCCCUGGGUGGUCUUGGUUCUGGCUUCGCUUCCACCAAAGAGGAACUCUCGGCUCUUGUGGCCCCAGCUUUCGCCCACACCAGCCAGGUGCUGAUAGACAAGUCUCUGAAGGGCUGGAAGGAGAUUGAAUAUGAGGUAGUGAGAGACGCGUACGGCAACUGUGUAACGGUAUGUAACAUGGAGAACUUAGACCCACUGGGCAUCCACACCGGUGAGUCCAUAGUGGUGGCUCCCAGCCAGACCCUGAAUGACCGAGAAUACCAACUUCUGCGGCGGACAGCCAUCAAGGUCACCCAGCACCUGGGGAUUGUUGGGGAGUGCAACGUGCAGUAUGCCUUGAACCCGGAGUCUGAGCAGUAUUACAUCAUUGAAGUAAAUGCCAGGCUCUCCCGCAGCUCUGCCCUGGCCAGUAAGGCCACAGGGUAUCCUCUAGCCUAUGUGGCAGCCAAGCUAGCGUUGGGCAUUCCCCUGCCAGAACUCAGGAACUCUGUUACCGGGGGAACAGCAGCCUUCGAGCCCAGCCUAGACUACUGUGUGGUAAAGAUCCCGCGAUGGGACCUCAGCAAGUUCCUGCGCGUCAGUACGAAGAUUGGGAGCUGUAUGAAGAGUGUUGGUGAAGUCAUGGGCAUUGGACGCUCAUUUGAAGAGGCCUUCCAAAAGGCCCUGCGCAUGGUGGAUGAGAACUGUGUGGGCUUUGACCAUACAGUGAAGCCAGUCAGUGAUGUGGAGUUGGAGACACCAACGGAUAAGCGGAUCUUUGUGGUGGCUGCUGCUCUGUGGGCUGGCUACUCGGUGGAGCGCCUGUACGAGCUCACGCGCAUCGACUGCUGGUUCCUGCACCGGAUGAAGCGCAUUGUGACCCACGCCCAGCUGCUGGAACAACACCGUGGCCAGCCUUUGCCCCAAGACCUGCUGCACCAGGCCAAGUGCCUUGGCUUCUCAGACAAACAAAUUGCCCUUGCAGUCCUGAGUACAGAGCUGGCUGUUCGGAAGCUACGUCAGGAACUGGGCAUCUGCCCAGCGGUGAAACAGAUCGACACGGUUGCCGCUGAGUGGCCAGCGCAGACCAAUUACCUGUACCUGACAUACUGGGGCAACACCCAUGACCUCGACUUCCGAACACCUCACGUCCUGGUGCUGGGCUCCGGCGUCUACCGCAUCGGCUCCAGUGUCGAGUUUGACUGGUGUGCUGUGGGCUGCAUCCAGCAGCUGCGCAAGAUGGGUUAUAAGACCAUCAUGGUGAAUUACAACCCGGAGACCGUCAGCACUGACUAUGACAUGUGUGACCGGCUCUACUUUGACGAGAUCUCUUUUGAGGUCGUGAUGGACAUCUACGAGCUGGAGAACCCUGAAGGUGUGAUCCUGUCCAUGGGUGGGCAGCUGCCCAACAACAUGGCCAUGGCCUUGCAUCGGCAGCAGUGCCGAGUCCUGGGCACCUCCCCUGAAGCCAUUGAUUCGGCCGAGAACCGGUUCAAGUUCUCCCGGCUCCUAGAUACCAUCGGCAUCAGCCAGCCUCAGUGGCGUGAGCUCAGUGACCUCGAGUCCGCUCGCCAGUUCUGCCAGACUGUGGGGUACCCCUGCGUGGUGCGCCCCUCCUAUGUGCUCAGCGGCGCUGCGAUGAACGUGGCCUACACUGAUGGGGACCUCGAGCGCUUCCUGAGCAGUGCAGCAGCUGUCUCCAAGGAGCACCCUGUGGUCAUCUCCAAAUUCAUUCAGGAAGCAAAGGAGAUUGAUGUGGACGCCGUGGCCUGCGACGGCAUCGUGUCGGCCAUUGCCAUCUCUGAGCAUGUGGAGAAUGCAGGUGUGCAUUCAGGGGAUGCCACGCUGGUGACCCCCCCACAAGACAUCACCCCCAAAACUCUGGAGCGGAUCAAAGCCAUUGUGCAUGCUGUGGGCCAGGAGCUCCAGGUUACAGGGCCCUUCAAUCUGCAGCUCAUUGCCAAGGACGACCAGCUGAAAGUCAUUGAAUGCAAUGUGCGCGUCUCUCGCUCCUUCCCCUUCGUGUCGAAGACACUAGGUGUUGACCUCGUGGCCUUGGCCACGAGGAUCAUCAUGGGAGAGAAGGUCGAACCCGUGGGGCUCAUGACGGGCUCUGGAGUCGUGGGAGUAAAGGUGCCUCAGUUCUCCUUCUCCCGCUUGGCUGGUGCCGACGUGGUGCUGGGCGUGGAGAUGACCAGUACUGGAGAGGUGGCUGGCUUUGGGGAGAGCCGUUGUGAGGCCUACCUCAAAGCUAUGCUCAGCACCGGCUUUAAGAUCCCAAAGAAGAACAUCCUGUUGACCAUUGGCAGCUACAAGAACAAAAGUGAGCUGCUCCCGACUGUGCGGUUGCUGGAGAGCCUGGGCUACAGCCUCUACGCCAGCCUGGGGACAGCUGACUUCUACACUGAGCACGGGGUGAAGGUGACAGCUGUGGACUGGCACUUUGAAGAGGCUGUGGAUGGUGAGUGCCCACCCCAGCGGAGCAUCUUGGAUCAGCUGGCUGAGAAUCACUUUGAGCUGGUGAUUAACCUGUCGAUGCGCGGGGCUGGGGGUCGCCGGCUCUCCUCCUUCGUCACCAAGGGCUACCGCACCCGGCGCCUGGCUGCUGAUUUCUCCGUGCCUCUCAUCAUCGACAUCAAGUGCACCAAACUCUUCGUGGAGGCCCUAGGUCAGAUUGGCCCAGCCCCUCCUCUGAAAGUGCACGUGGACUGCAUGACCUCCCAGAAGCUGGUGCGCUUGCCUGGAUUGAUCGACGUCCACGUGCACCUUCGGGAACCGGGGGGCACACACAAAGAGGACUUCGCCUCGGGCACAGCCGCUGCCUUGGCUGGGGGUGUCACCAUGGUCUGUGCCAUGCCUAACACCCGGCCCCCCAUUAUUGACGCCCCUGCUCUGGCCCUGGCCCAGAAGCUGGCAGAGGCUGGUGCCCGCUGUGACUUUGCCCUGUUCCUUGGGGCCUCAUCUGAGAACGCAGGGACUCUGGGUGCUGUGGCUGGGUCUGCAGCAGGGCUGAAGCUCUACCUCAACGAAACCUUUUCUGAGCUACGGCUGGACAGUGUGGCCCAAUGGAUGGAGCAUUUUGAAACCUGGCCUUCCCACCUCCCCAUUGUGGCCCAUGCGGAGCGGCAGAGUGUUGCUGCGGUUCUCAUGGUGGCUCAGCUGACCCAGCGCCCAGUGCACAUCUGUCACGUGGCUCGGAAGGAAGAGAUCCUGCUGAUUAAAACCGCAAAGGCACAAGGCCUGCCGGUGACCUGUGAGGUUGCACCCCACCACCUCUUCCUAAACCGGGAAGACUUGGAGCGCCUGGGACCUGGGAAGGGAGAGGUCCGGCCAGAGCUUGGUUCCAGAGAGGAUAUGGAGGCUCUAUGGGAGAAUAUGGCGGUCAUCGACUGCUUUGCCUCAGACCACGCCCCCCAUACCUUGGAGGAGAAGUGUGGGCCCAAGCCCCCACCUGGCUUCCCCGGGCUGGAGACCAUGUUGCCACUGCUGCUGACGGCUGUGAGUGAGGGCCGACUCAGUCUGGAUGACCUCCUGCAGCGCUUACACCACAACCCCAGGCGGAUCUUCCACCUGCCCCCGCAGGAGGACACCUAUGUGGAGGUGGAUCUGGAGCAUGAGUGGACCAUCCCUAGCCACAUGCCCUUCUCCAAGGCCCGCUGGACCCCGUUUGAAGGGCAGAAGGUGAAGGGGACCAUCCGCCGUGUGGUCUUGCGAGGGGAGGUUGCUUACAUCGAUGGACAGGUGUUGGUACCCCCAGGCUAUGGACAGGAUGUACGGAAGUGGCCUCAGGGCGCUGUUCCCCAGCCCCCUCCUUCAGCUCCUGCCUCCACAGAAAUAACCACGACACCCGAGAGACCUCGGCGAGUCAUCCCAGGCCUUCCCGAUGGCCGCUUCCACUUGCCACCCCGAAUCCACCGAGCCUCUGACCCAGGUUUGCCAGCUAUGUACCUCCGCCCAGGAGCUGGGAUCUCAUGGGGCAGCCGAGCAUGGGCUGAGGAACCCAAAGAGAAGCCACCCCGGAAGAUAGAGAUAGAGCUGAUGGGAACCCCUGAAGGCUCCUGCCACCCUGCACCACCAGUACCUAGACAGGCGUCACCUCAGAACCUGGGGUCUUCUGGCCUGCUGCACCCCCAAACUUCACCCCUGCUACACUCGCUAGUGGGCCAACACAUCCUGUCCGUCAAGCAGUUCACUAAGGAUCAGAUGUCCCAUCUGUUCAACGUGGCGCACACACUCCGGAUGAUGGUACAGAAAGAACGGAGCCUCGACAUCCUAAAGGGGAAGGUCAUGGCCUCCAUGUUCUACGAGGUGAGCACCCGCACCAGUAGCUCCUUCGCAGCAGCCAUGGCCCGGCUGGGGGGCGCUGUUCUCAGCUUCUCGGAAGCCACGUCCUCCGUCCAGAAGGGCGAAUCCCUGGCCGACUCGGUGCAGACCAUGAGUUGCUACGCGGAUGUUGUCGUGCUCCGGCACCCUCAGCCUGGAGCCGUGGAGCUGGCGGCCAAGCAUUGUCGCAGACCAGUGAUCAAUGCCGGGGAUGGAGUUGGCGAACACCCUACUCAGGCCCUGCUGGACAUCUUCACCAUCCGAGAAGAGCUGGGGACCGUCAACGGCAUGACGAUCACCAUGGUAGGUGACCUGAAACAUGGGCGCACGGUGCACUCCCUGGCCUGCCUGCUCACCCAGUACCGUGUGAGCCUACGCUAUGUGGCGCCCCCCAGCCUGCGCAUGCCACCCAGUGUCCGGGACUUCGUGGCUUCCCGAGGCACCAAACAGGAGGAGUUUGAGAGCAUUGAGGAGGCGCUGCCCGACACCGAUGUGCUCUAUAUGACACGCAUCCAGAAAGAACGGUUUGGCUCUGCUCAGGAAUACGAAGCUUGUUUUGGUCAGUUCAUCCUCACUCCCCACAUCAUGACCCGGGCCAAGAAGAAGAUGGUGGUGAUGCAUCCGAUGCCCCGCGUCAAUGAGAUCAGCGUGGAGGUGGACUCCGACCCUCGGGCAGCCUAUUUCCGCCAAGCUGAGAAUGGCAUGUACAUCCGAAUGGCCCUGCUUGCCACCGUGCUAGGCCGUUUCUAGGGCCCAGCCUUCCCUUUUGUCUCUCUUCAGGCCCAGCUGCUGGGCAAGGAAUCCCAGUGCCCCCCACGGGGGCAGCUCACUUAGCAGACAUCCGGGGCAUCCAGAUAGCCCAAGCAUAUAUAUGUACAGACUGAGACCAUGCUUUAGGCUCCAGACGAGAGUACUCUCUGGCUUGGGGGUGCAGUCUUUGAUACUGGGGCCCCCUCGGCCUCAUCUCCGUUCUUAACACUCAAAUCUGUACAGUUACUUUUCUACUGACUAAUAAAUAGCCAAACAGUU
Molecule: messenger RNA, 7288 nt
Organism: Peromyscus californicus insignis
Lineage: Eukaryota; Metazoa; Chordata; Mammalia; Rodentia; Cricetidae
Gene: Cad
Product: carbamoyl-phosphate synthetase 2, aspartate transcarbamylase, and dihydroorotase
Exons: 45
Coding region: 284-7009 (2241 amino acids)
Biological process (GO): L-arginine biosynthetic process; 'de novo' pyrimidine nucleobase biosynthetic process; L-glutamine metabolic process
Cellular component (GO): carbamoyl-phosphate synthase complex; cytoplasm
Molecular function (GO): carbamoyl-phosphate synthase (glutamine-hydrolyzing) activity; metal ion binding; amino acid binding
Source: RefSeq, a predicted model, not a curated record